AUGUCUAUUGUAGAAUUGAUACCAAUAGAAAAAGGCAAUCGUCUUAUACUUGAUGAAACUACUGUGACAACAAUAGGUCGUACACCAAAUAUUGGUUGUUUGGAUAAGAAAAUUUCUCGUAACCAUGCCGAAUUAUAUAUUAAAUCAGAUGGAACAGUAUGGAUAAAACCUAUUCAUCAUAAUCCAACAUUUUAUAGAACAAAAGAAAAUCAAUUAAUUACGUUGACAAAAGAUCAAGAAUUUCAAUUAAAUGAUAAUGAUGAAAUAGGUUUAUUACCAAAUGAAUAUUUUUAUCGUAUUUCAGUUAAACCAAAAGAUGAAGAAGAAGAAGAAAAAAGAGAAGAUUCAUCGGCAAUAUCAAAAUCACCAAUACAUGAAGAAGAAUCUUCACCAGUCAAAGAUUCAUCAGUGAACGAGAAUGAAUCUUCACCAAUUAAAGAAUCACCAGUAAAAGAGAAUGGAUCUUCAUCACCAGUACAUGAGGAUGAAUUUUCAUCAAUUGAAAAUCAUAAUGAAAAAACAACUCCUUCGAAACAUUCAAAUAUCGAACCAGAAGGUGGUGUAAUAUUACAUACAUCUCGUGCAUUACCAGUAUGGAUGUCUACACGUUCAGUGCCAGAAUCAAAAAAUGCUAAAGGACGAGGCAAGAGUAAAACAGUUCCUACUCCUACGAAAACUACUCCAACACCAUCACCAUCGAAAUAUCGAACAUACAUUGGACGAGAGAAAGUUAGUGAAAUCACGUACGAUGAUGAUGAUGAUGAAAAAUCGAAUGAUGUACCUUCUACUACGACAGCUACUUCAACAGAUCAAAAUAAUCAAACUUCAUCGGUAAUUGCUAAACCAGUUAAACGAGAACGUUGUCCAUAUGGCAAGUUUUGUUAUCGGAAAAAUCCAGCUCAUCGACAAGAAGCUAUUCAUCCUGGUGAUCCAGAUUGGGAUAAUAAAGAAAAUGAUACAGAUAAUACAAAACCUGAAUGUCCUUAUGGAAGUGAUUGUUAUCGAAAAAAUCCUGACCAUUUUAAUGAAUAUAGUCAUAAUAAACAACGAUCAUCAGUAAAUAUGUCUAAAAAAAGAACAUCGAAACGUAAAGGAAGUGAUGAAGAGGAAGAUGAUGAUGAUGAUGGAUUACCAAAUGAAUACGAUUACAAUGAUAGUUUUAUUGAUGAUGACAAUCUUGCAGAAAGUACACGUAUUGAUCGAGCAGAUAGUUCACAGAAAGAUCCUGAUAAUGAUUGGAAACCACAUAGAAAAGCUCGACAUUCGGAUGAUGACGAUGAAAGUAGUUCUACUGAUAAAAGUGAAAUCAAUCUAUUAAAUGAAGAAGCUGCUGAAUUUGUUCAAGGUUCAUCUGUUCAUGAUCAACGACCAGCUAAAAAGAAAGCACGUGUACAUAUGUCAGAUGAUGAUGAUGAUGAUUAA
Adineta steineri is the source of this 1422-nucleotide messenger RNA. The record is from the annotation of a GenBank genome assembly. NCBI's taxonomy places the organism in Eukaryota, Metazoa, Rotifera, Eurotatoria, Adinetida, Adinetidae.